AUUGUUUUAUAACACAUAAAUUUUCAGUGAAUAUUCGUCGUAGGAACUUUAAAUUGUAAAUUACAAUGUUCUUUAUAAGCCCAGUUCAUAAAUUACUGAUAUGACAGAUCUCAGCUGAUGUGACAUUCUGAUUGCACCCGUGUACCAUGUGCCGGUCGCGGUGUGGCUUGGCAGAAAAGAAAACAAAAACAGUGCAAAAUAAAUCAAUAGGUAGUAUCAAUACUGAAUGAACUUUGAUGCGUACCAUAGCGUAGCAGUAGUUUUGUGUAUACAACAAAUAGAAUAUAUGUAGACACUAGGUCGUUUUAGUUUUAAGUAAAAUAAGGAAUAUACUAUUGAUUUAGUUACGACGCUCAACUCGAGCACGUUCUUCGCAACGAAGCCUUAUCAAAAUCAUGGAGGAAGAUUAUGAAGUUCUUGAAACAAAACUGACGCCUGAAAAUUUCUGGCGUUCAGUCAAUAUUUUUAUAACUAAACCUCACAUCAUUAAUAAGAAGUUAUGGGGUAGCAAAACACUUUUUCAUUUAAAGUGUAAACUACAUGAUGAUACGCGACAACUGCCGACAAUUUGCAGUAGUGUAAGUGACAACAUAUCAAGUGAGCCAUUAGAGGAGUAUUCACAACUUGUACUUAAAGAAUUGGGUGCUGAAAAGUGUGACUCUCAAGAUACUGAUAGUGAGAGCACUUUUGAAGUAAUACUUGCAGAAAUACUUCCCAAAAACUACACAGAGAAACAAGCAUAUCAACUUAUUUGUUUGGACAAAGAGAAAUGCAUUGUAACAUUCUACGAUGUUACACCUUUGGGUCAAGAACAGAAGUUGUGCCCUACUUUCACAUACACUGUAAAACUUGAAAAUGGUGAAAUAAAAAUAGCACCUGUUUUGGAAGGUGAAACUUCAAAACUAUAUAUAUGGUUAGCCAAGACACUUCUAACACAGCUUAUGAAAUGGGGAACAGAAAAAGAUCAUAAAAUCAUGAAUAAUAUCAAUCAAUCCUUGGCAUUAGUUUCCCAUACAAGGUAUUAUGAGAAAUAUAAUGAAUUGAAAGUGAAGUAUGGAAAGGAAAUGGUUAAGAUAUGGCCAGAAUGUACAGAUCCCCAGAAAUUUGUGUAUGAAGAUGUGGCCAUAGCAACAUACCUUCUGAUCCUCUGGGAGGCUGACACUACCAAGAAGGUUAAAACCUUUGUGGAUCUAGGAUGUGGGAAUGGACUACUUGUGUAUAUAUUGACUCAGGAAGGUCACAAUGGACUAGGAUUGGAUGUCAGGAAACGAAACAUCUGGAAUAUGUAUCCGCCUGAUGUGGUGUUAGAAGAAAGGACGAUAAGACCAUCAGAUGCUUCUUUGUUCCCUGAAAUGGACUACAUUAUUGGCAAUCAUUCUGAUGAACUUUCACCAUGGAUACCAGUCAUUGCUGCUAAGAGCUCAUACAAAUGCAAUUUCUUUUUACUACCCUGUUGUGCAUUUGAUUUUGAUGGAAGCAGGUAUCAGAGGCAAAAUGCAUAUAAAAGCCAAUACAGUGAUUAUUUAGACUUCAUACAAUGGUUGUGUAAAGAUCUUGGUUUCAAAGUAGAUAUGGAUAGGCUUAAAAUUCCAAGUACAAAGAGGAUUUGCUUAGUCAGCAGUGGCAGAAUUUACAAAGAAGAAGAAUACACAGAAUUUUCUCUUACAAUAGAUGAUAUAAUAAAACGACAUUCAAGUUUUGCAUCACAAGACACAUGUCUAGAAACAACAUUCAAAGCUCGAGAAGCUGUUGAAAAAGUACGAAAUUGUACCCAAGUUGAUAGAGAAGUUGUAAACUCUAUUGUUGAUACUAUAAGCAAAUAUUUGCUGGAGGGCUGUGACAGUUCUGACCCAAAAUGGAAUAUUGGUAAGACAGUUGAAAUCAACGAAAUAGUUCAGCUAAUACCUAAAGAACAAUUAUCUCUCUUGAAAUCAGAAUGUGGAGGGAUCCAAACCCUUCUCAAGAAUAAUCAUAACAUUUUCGAAGUCCAAAGUGGAAAGGUUACAUUGAGGUAUCCAAAAACAAUUAAUGACGUAGGUUCCAACCCUAGAAAAAGAAAACACAGACAAACAACCCUGAAGAUUCAACAGAGACCUUGUUGGUUUUUUAAUAAUCAUCCACAAGGAUGUCCUUUGUCAGAAACAGUAUGCAGUUAUCUACAUGUAAAAAGUAACUAAAGCUAUGAAUAAAACAUUGUUUAAAAGAUUAAAAAAUAUAUUAUACUCAGUCCCAAAUAAAAUAAGUCCAUCAACCAAACUGUCCCUUAUAAACAUUUACUAGUUUAUAACAAUAAACUUAAACAUAAGCAGGUUGAGAACACCUAAAAAUAUU
Molecule: messenger RNA, 2331 nt
Organism: Trichoplusia ni (cabbage looper)
Lineage: Eukaryota; Metazoa; Arthropoda; Insecta; Lepidoptera; Noctuidae
Product: probable tRNA (uracil-O(2)-)-methyltransferase
Exons: 4
Coding region: 396-2177 (593 amino acids)
Biological process (GO): tRNA methylation
Molecular function (GO): tRNA (uridine) methyltransferase activity
Source: RefSeq, a predicted model, not a curated record